CACGAGGUUGACGUGAGGCGGCGCUUUGGUCAGGGUCUUCACUAGUCUUCGACCAUAUUAACAGGCAUUUGGUUUGUCUCUAUCCCCCACACCAUGCAGAUGUUAUACAUCGCCUGUGCACUAACGGCCCUCGUGGCCCUAUAUAUAUUACUUGCAUUCAUUGGCUGGAGCGAGGAGUCUCCGCCACCGCAGACACCAUCCUCAGGUGCCAUAUGUUCGCCGUCAGAUUCACCAUACAGGGUUACUCCUUCGCAGCAAGGGACAUACUAUCAACCAUUGCACCGCCAGCUCUCGCCGCCGCGUCCAGCAAUCAAAUACCCCCAGACCCCUUUACAAUAUGCCACCGUUCAUGCGCCUUCAAGUUCGCGAUAUUCCACCCAGCAAGCGUCUUCAAGUUCGCAGCACUCGCCAUAUCAGGCCCAUGGCCUGCCGAGCUCACAAUACCCCCCACAAGCCACCACCCCCCUCUUAGCUCGUAAUGCUUCGGUGGCUGGGCCUGUCUGUUACACACCUCAGCAGUCAGGUCGUCCUGCUGCAAGAGUGCCGAAGGUCCCUAUAGCACCUAUAGAAAUUGUCCGCCAUGAACGUCCUGCUGCGAGAGUGCCAGAGGUACCUGUAGCACCCGUAGUGAUUGACCGCCAUGAACGUCCUGCUGCAAGUGUGCUAGAGGUACCUGUAGCGCCUGUAGUGAUUGACCCCCACGAAGACCCCAAGUCUCUGCGUCUCAAAGCCAACCAGGAGGGAGAUCGAAUGAGGAAAUGCUUCAAGGAGAGGAGGGAAGCGAAAGGUAUUAACGUGCGACAGCGCGUUAAGGAGCUCACCCUGAGGGGUGAGGCACACAAAGGAAACAUGAUGCUCCUCGAUAAGGAAGCCAGCGCGAAGAUAUUCCAAGCGCUAUCUGACCUUUUUCAGAAACGCAAACCCAAUACUGUCGAUCUCCACGGACUCUAUGUUCCAGAAGCCCAGUCCUAUUUCAAGGACGCUAUCAAAGAGGCUCAGGACCGUGGAGCAUCGUCACUUUGUGUGAUCGUAGGAAAGGGAAAUCACUCCGAUAACAACGUCCCGAAGAUCAAACCUGCAAUCCAAGAUCUUGGAAAAAGUUUGGGAUUGCCAAUUGAAGUGGACCCUCGCAAUGAUGGCUGCCUUAUUGUGAAUUUCAACUGAACCCAGCGAAUGGCAAUUUUUUCUUGCGAUCUCCGGUCGUGCAGAGUGGUUGUUCUGUGCUGAUGCAAAUGAUCUCCCCUUUUCAUACCAAACUGUGCAUGAUAAGUACUGUAUUUGUCAAAGUGUUCUGGUGCGUGUCACUGUAGACACGUCACAGUGUCA
Suillus clintonianus is the source of this 1326-nucleotide messenger RNA. RefSeq lists its product as uncharacterized. The record is from RefSeq and is a predicted model, not a curated record. Bases 94 to 1164 code for a protein of 356 amino acids. NCBI's taxonomy places the organism in Eukaryota, Fungi, Basidiomycota, Agaricomycetes, Boletales, Suillaceae. The transcript has 5 exons.